Messenger RNA from Grus americana (Whooping crane), 3312 nucleotides. It is a transcript of the gene MCOLN1, whose product is annotated as mucolipin TRP cation channel 1. The transcript is spliced from 14 exons. Gene Ontology annotation, molecular function: NAADP-sensitive calcium-release channel activity. Gene Ontology annotation, cellular component: plasma membrane; lysosomal membrane. NCBI's taxonomy places the organism in Eukaryota, Metazoa, Chordata, Aves, Gruiformes, Gruidae. The record is from RefSeq and is a predicted model, not a curated record. Bases 346 to 2022 code for a protein of 558 amino acids.
CCAUGGCCAUGUCCCUCCACGCCACACGUCCCCGUCCUGGUGUGGACAUGUCCUCCUGGGCCAAGUGCCACCGUCCAUGGCCAUGUCCCUCCGUGCCACCGUCCUGGCCCAGGUAGGGGAGGGGGUGGAGCCACUUGCGGUGAGUGGGCGUGGCCACAGCCAGACAGUGGGCGGUGCCACUGCCAGACAAUGGGCGUGACCCUUGCCAGGCAGUGGGCGUGUUCACGGCUUCACCCAGCCCUAAUGUGGGCGUGGUUACAAGCCAAAGCAACGAGUAGGCGGGAGUCACGCCGGUGCUUUCCGGUCAUGUGAUACAGGCGAUUGAAGCCGCUCUGCGGCGGCGUUAUGGCGGCCCCGGCCGAAACGGAGCGGCUGCUAGGCCGCGGCCCGGGCUACGGUACCACGGAGUCUCCUGUGGUGGCGGAGGAAGAAGAGCUACGACGUCGCCUUAAGUAUUUUUUUAUGAGUCCCUGUGAUAAAUACCGGGCCCGGGGACGGCGACCCGUUAAAUUGGGGCUGCAGCUGGCCAAGAUCCUCCUUGUCACCGUUCAGCUCAUCCUCUUCGGGCUCAGCAACCAGAUGGUGGUGACGUUCAAGGAGGAGAACACCAUCGCCUUCAAGCACCUCUUCCUGAAGGACUACGUGGACGGCGCGGACGACUCCUACGCCGUCUAUACGCAGCACGACCUCUACGACCGCAUGUUUUACGCCGUGGAGAAGUACUUGGCCAUUCCCAACGAGACCAUCGGCCGCUACGCCUACGUGCGGGCAGAGAGCGGAGGAAACUGGUCGGCCCUCAUGCUGUGCCAGCAGUACUACCGUAAAGGACGCAUCGAUCCGGCCAACGACACCUUCAACAUCGACCCCAAGAUCGUCACGGACUGCCUGGGAGUGGACCCCGAGGACCCCCAGCCUCUUCCUCCGGAGCUGGACCGUAACUACAAGAACUUCACCCUCAAAUUUCACAAACUCAUCAACGUCACCAUCCAGUUCAAGCUGAAAGCCAUCAACAUCCAAACCAUCAUCAACAACGAGAUCCCCGACUGUUACACCUUCACCAUCACCAUCACGUUCGACAAUAAGGCGCACAGCGGCCGGGUGAAAAUCCACCUCGACAACCAGGCGGACAUCAAGGAGUGCAAAGAUCCCAGCGUCUUCGGCCGAGGUGACAACUCCUUACGGCUGUUCUUCGACGUCGUCGUCAUCCUCGUCUGUUCGCUCUCCUUCAUCCUCUGCGCUCGCUCCAUCAUCCGGGGCCUGAUGCUGCAGCACGAGUUCAGCCGGUUUUUCCAGCGCCGUUACAACCAGAGCGUGUGUCUGUCAGACCGCAUGGAAUUCCUCAACGGUUGGUACAUCCUCCUGGUGAUCAGCGACGUCCUCACCGUGCUGGGAACCAUCAUGAAGAUCGGCAUCGAGUCCAAGAACUUUGCCAGCUACGACGUCUGCAGCAUCCUCCUGGGCACCUCCACGCUGCUGGUCUGGGUCGGCGUCAUUCGCUACCUCAGCUUCUUCCAAAAGUACAACAUCCUCAUCGUCACGCUACGGGUGGCCCUCCCCGACGUCAUCCGCUUCUGCUGCUGCGUGGCCGUCAUCUACCUGGGCUACUGCUUCUGCGGCUGGAUCGUCCUGGGCCCGUACCACGUCAAGUUCCGAUCCCUUUCCAUGGUGUCCGAGUGCCUCUUUUCCCUCAUCAACGGGGACGAUAUGUUCGUUACCUUUGCCGAGAUGCAACAGAACAGCUACUUGGUGUGGCUCUUCAGCCAGAUCUACCUGUACACCUUCAUCAGCCUCUUCAUCUACAUGGUCCUCAGCCUCUUCAUCGCCCUCAUCACCGGCUACUAUGAGACCAUCAAGCACCAGUGCGAGGGCGAAACGCCCGUCUCCCAGCUCCACGCCUACAUCGCCCAGUGCAAGGACAGCCCUAAAUCGGGCAAGUACCGUCGCGACAGCGCCUCAUCCUGCUCCGUCUUCUGCUGCUGCGAGCGGGCUCCUCUGCAAGACAACGCACUGCUGGUGAAUUGAGGGGAGGACCCCCCACCCCCCCACCCCGUGACGCGGACCCCCGGGGACACAAAGGAGCGGUACCCCGUGCUCCCCCCCCUCCCGGCGCCCCCGAGCGCUUUUAAUUUAUUUUAUCGUCGGCUUUUAUCGGCUUGGGGUCCGGAAGGAGCGGGGAGAACUGGCGCCCAACGUCCCCUGCGCUUUUGGGGGGGCACUCGACCUUGGCCUUGCUGCUCCCAAUCCCGAACUGGAGCCAGGGAGUCCCUCGGGGGCUCAGUGUGGACCUCUCGGACGUGUUUUUGGGGACAACCCGGAGCUCCGUGACCCCUCGGACGUGUUUUUGGGGGGCAGCCCGGAGCCCUGUGAUCCCUUGGAUGUGUUUUUGGGGACAACCUGGAGCCUCGUGACCCCCUCGGACGUGUUUUUGGGGACAGCCUGGAGCCCUGCGACCCCCUCGGACAUGUUUUUGGGGAGCAGCCCGAAGCCCUGUGACCCCUUGGCCCUAUUUUGGGGCUCAUCCCCCAGCCUUGCAACCCCUCGGACGUGUUUUUGGGGACAACCCGGAGUCCUGCGACCCCUCGGACAUGUUUUUGGGGACAACCUGGAGCCUUGUGACCCUUUGGCUGCGUCAAGGAUGUGGCUGAAGCCCCUGGUUCCUUGGCCGUGUUGGGGACUCGUCCACCCCCUCCUCGUCCCCGAGCCCCGUGGCCCCUUGGCCGUGUCGGGGACUCAUCCCCCCCCUCGUCCCCAAGCCCAGCUGCCCUGUGACAGCGCGAGGGACUCGUCCCCAAGCCCUGCAGCCAUUUCAGGGGGAGCCCGGAGGCACGACAGGCCGCGGCGGCUCCCUUUGACCCCCACCCGGGACGGGACGGGGGGGGCAGCGGGGUAAAAGCGAAACGGGUGCCCCCGUCCCCUCCUCGGCAUCGCGCCCUGGAGCUGUUUACGCGCGGCGGGACGGGUCAAGGGCGCGUUUUGUAACCGGAGGAGCAGCUGCUCCAGGCUGGAGCGGGGCCAGCGGCCGCUCGCACCAGGCACUGCCGCCUCCGCCUGCCUUCCCCGCGUCCAAAAAGGCCGAAUUUAACCCCAAAUCGGAGAGACCGCCCGUGGUGGGGAGGUGUUUGGUGCUUUCUCAUUCAUGGACUGAGUUGUGGCCAGUCUCAGCUGCGGGGGGGGGGUGGUGGUGGGGUGUUUCUCUCCCUGGGUUUUGCUCCCCGUUUUGGGGUGGCCGGGGGUGAGUUGUGCCCUCUGUGGGGUCCUGGUGGGUGCCCCCCCCCCCACCCCGUGGCGGGAUAAUAAAGCGCCCUGGGAGAA